CUCAACCGAGUUUCGGUCGUGUGUACUGAAGCCUUAAACUUAAGGUCAAAUCAGUUAUCAUGGAUUGAAUUCCUGGUAUACAGUAGCAGUUUUGAUUGUGAUGGCUUCUGAUAGCGAUUUCGGAGACUCUGAUGACGAUGAGAUCUUAAAAGCAUUGACAAACCACCGGUUGCAGACCCAACAACAGCCCUCGACGCUUCCCACCCGUCUGGAAACAGCUACCCCGAUAUCAUAUCAAAACCUUCCAAUACCCAGGCAUCAACAGGGGAAUAACGUCCAGGUAUCGGCUUCGAGGACAAACAAAAGAGACGGUGCAGGGAGGGAGUCGAGCCAAAGAGGAGAUCCAAGCGAUUUACAAGGAAAGCUUUACAAGGCAGAUGGAGAAGUUGCAAUUCUUCGUGCUAGGUUAGAUCAGUUACAGAAGCAGAAACAGGAUGAAAUCAAGAAGCUUAGGGACUCUUUGGAGUAUGCAAAACAUCAAAAUGAGGAGCAAUUGAGUAAUCUAAGGUACACGGUGGAGAAACUAGAGGACGAAAAGAAGUUUUUAAAUAAUGAAAUAAGAAGUGCAUCUGCAUUUAAAAAGAGGAAGUUGGUGCAGCCUACAGACCAUGCUCCGAUGGAAAUCGAUCAACCGGAAGGGUUGGGUACUCAAGAUGGAUCCAGUGAAGUUCCAGACUCUUCAUUAUCCUAUAGUUCAACUCCGGUUAAUCCUCAACCGUCAGCACACCCAAGGAUCAUACAGAAGGUUUUAAAAGUUCAAAGUGAUUCGUUUUUAUUGACUGAUCAUAUAUGGACAUAUUGCAUUAAUGGAUCAUCAAGAACAACUUUGGAAUUUCUCAGUAAGAUUUGUGUACAAAAUGAUAUUGAAAUCGAUUAUGAUUUUAAGAUAAUCGCAAAUAAACCACUAUCAGAAUGUAUAAUUGAAUAUUUGAUGAUAAAAAAGAAUCUUAGACUAGAUGAGUUAUUAUUUCAAUUCAAUCAAAGACUUUGUCAAUUGAUUUGGAACUUACUUGAAAAUGAAAAUAAAUUACCCAUUCCUUUCUUAUUAUCACUUAUCCAUGCAUCAAUUACUUUUAAGAAAUCUGCAGUUAACGAGUUAUGUAUUAAGAAUUUAACGAUUGAAAUGAUUAAAAUUAGCGAAAGUUUUUUAUUUUUAUUAGAUUCAAGUCAAGAUGAAGAAGAUUUUAUUAAUUAUCAUGAUACAUCAUAUCAAAACUUAAUGUUGGAAAAUUUCAUAUUAAUAAGUUGUUAUGAUAUAAUAGAGGUGCUAUUAUGUCUUGCACCCGGGAUUGAUUUGAAACUAACUAAGCAACUUUGGAGUAAUGAAGUAUUUUCAUUCAAAUUACUUUCGAAAAUAUUACCUGAAAAUACUGAAAGGUUUAGAUCAACCGGUCAAAUCAAUUUAAUUUUCAAUAUAGUUGAAAUAUUAAUGUCUUCGAUUAAUUCCGAGUCAUUUGCAUUUGAUGAUCAAAGGAAAAACGACACUAUUAUACGAUCUUUAUUAAAAGUUUUUUUAAUUGAUGUUCCAAUCAAGGAAGAUUUUAUGUUUCAUGGAUUGAAUAGAAGUAUAGGAAAUAAUUAUGAUUUAGGGAAACUCAAUUUUAUUGUACCGAUUCAGGAAACCGUAUUGCAGCGAUCAAUAAUAUCAAUCCCAUGUCCAAUCAAUAAGAAGAGUUUGAAGAAUGAAGAAAUCUUUGAAAUAGAGUCACAUCAUGAAAUUCAUUUGUUAACAUUAAAAAUUAGAAUAGUAAGAUUAUUAGAAUUAUUGAUAAUGUCAUAUUCAUCAACUGAAUUUUUAAAUCUGAAAGAAAAUGUUAAAUCAAUAGUAAGAGCCAUUGGAUUUGAACAAAAUUAUAUAAUGAGAUCUCCAAGAUCAAAAUAUGUUUCAUAUCGAAUUGAAAUAGUAUCAAAUUUAAUAAGAAUAUUAUAUUAUAUGAUUGAAGAGCUGGAAAAUAUUAAUAGUAUUGUUUUCCCAGAAACGAUAUACGAAAUUUUUGUUAUAUUGAUGAGAAUUGCAUUUGGAUCCGAUUCCUUAUCAAUGGAAGCACAAGAUCUAUUAACUACUAUAAGAGGUAAAAAGAUUCUUGAUAAAGGUAUUUUCAAUAAAUGGUGUGAAUUUAAAAGUCGAGAAAUAAAUCAUUUAAAUUAUAAUAAUUUAGAGUUGCAAAAAAAGAAACAAUUUGAAAUCUAUAGUCAAGUUGAAAGUGAUUUUGCAAAUGGAUUAGAAUUUCCAUAUGAACAAGAAACAAUUGAAUUAUCUAGAGAAAUAUUAAGUAUUUGUGUUAAUCAUGAAGAAGCUGAUAAUCUCUAUUUUAAUAUGAAUUAUGAAGAUCCAUCUUUUAAUAAUGCAGAAAAUCAAUCCGAUUUACAUAAUCGAGAUGAAGAUACCAAUAUUAAUCAUGAAAUGAGAGUAUACGGUUUGUAA
Molecule: messenger RNA, 2425 nt
Organism: Hyphopichia burtonii NRRL Y-1933
Lineage: Eukaryota; Fungi; Ascomycota; Pichiomycetes; Serinales; Debaryomycetaceae
Exons: 1
Coding region: 101-2425 (774 amino acids)
Biological process (GO): DNA damage checkpoint signaling
Source: RefSeq, a predicted model, not a curated record